GCGACACAAAAUUAUUAUUUAAAAACAUUGUCGCGGUGACUCAAAGGUUUCAAAUGAACAGUAGACUGGUCGGCUAUAGAGAGAUGCAUGGGUAGUGCGUGUGCGCCUGGUGGUUAUGCUACUAAURACAGCGUGAUACACUUAUGCGAGCUUGCACUCGCCGCCUCCGGACAGAGCCGUGUAGAAGAAGAUGUUGAAUCAGCUACGCGCUCGUGAGAUAGACUACCCUGGAUAGGCUAUGUCUCCGUUUCAAAUUUCACAAAUGUCUCCCUUGCUUCUGACAAUAGAAGACGAUACAUUGGCACAGCGUUGGGAACAGUUAAUUAUUACAUUUUGCUGCUGGAAAUAAAUCGGCUGCCUGUCUAGAGAGACGUGCAUCGCCCCAAAGGAGACAUCAAGUUUGACAACUGUAACCAUCUAGACUACGAUGAAGCAGGGUGCACGAGGAGUUGGAGCAUUUGGUUUGGCUGGAGACUUUAUGUUACCGCUUUUAUCAAUGGCAUGACUAUUUCACCACGCACAAUGGAGGAUAAAUCAAACAAACUAAUUUUGAUUCCGAUACUGGCCGUGGUCUUCUUGAUGAUAGGCUAUCAGUACAUUUGUCCAGCCGGCAGUAACGCUUGUCGCUUCCUAACUGGGGACAAGUUGAGUGGAAUGUUCCGCCAAUAUCACUCGGGGGACGAYAUUUACGCGUACCAAGAUGGCCUGGACGAGGAGGGUUCCUCAAAAAUUCUGUCCAAAUUCAAUUUUMCUGAACGAGACCUUGAGCGACACGUGGAUUUCAACAUCAAAGGAGAUGACGUUAUAGUGUUCCUCCACAUCCAGAAGACCGGUGGGACUACUUUCGGRCGACACCUUGUCAGAAACAUUCACCUCGAACAGCCGUGUGAUUGUAUGCCCGGACAGAAGAAAUGUACCUGUCACCGCCCGGGCAAAGCGGAGUCCUGGCUUUUCUCCAGGUUCUCUACUGGUUGGAGUUGUGGUCUGCAUGCGGACUGGACCGAGCUGACUAACUGCGUGCCUGCAGUGAUGAACAAGAAAGACAAGAAGGAUGCUCAGAGGAACGGACGGAACUUCUACUACAUCACCAUGCUGAGGGACCCUGUCUCCCGCUACCUGAGCGAGUGGAAGCACGUGCAGCGCGGCGCCACCUGGAAGACAGCCCUGCACRUGUGUGACGGCCGCUCUCCCACCCAGGACGAACUGCCCGCCUGCUACAGUGGCGACGACUGGACCGGGGUCACGCUGACCAACUUCAUGGACUGCCCUUCCAACCUGGCCAACAACCGGCAGGUCCGCAUGCUGGCCGACCUCAGCCUGGUGGGCUGCUACAACGUCUCCACCUUCACCGCCGGCGCCGAACGGGAGCGCGGCCGCGUCCUACUAGCCAGUGCCAAGAACAACCUCCGCAACAUGGCCUUCUACGGCCUGACCGAGUUCCAGCGCAAGACGCAGUACCUGUUUGAGCGGACGUUCGGCCUGCGCUUCAUCCAGGCUUUCACGCAGAUCAACAGCACGCGGGCGGCCAGCGUGGGGGUGGGGGAGGGGGCUCUGCGGCGGCGCAUCGAGGGGCUCAACGCCCUGGACGUGGAGCUGUACGAGUAUGCCAAGGAGCUGUUCCUCCGGAGGUACCAGUACAGCCACCAGACACAGCACCGGGAGCAGAGGYUGAGGAGGAGGCAGGAGAGGCAGGAGGAGAGGCAGYGGCUACACCAGCACAGRGCCCCCAUCUCCAAAGCCAGGAGGGAGGAGGAGGAGAGGGAGAUAGAGGGGGUGGAAGGGGAGGAGGUGGGAGGUGUAGCCACCACAGAGGACUACAGCAGCCAGGUGGUGAGAUGGUGAAGCCGUAACACCCAUGUAAGGACUAGUACUUCUUGUCAGUUUCUCUCUCUCUCUCUCUCUCUCUCUCUCUCUCUCUCUCUCUCUCUGCUCCCUCUCUCUCUCUGCUCCCUCUCUCUCUCUCUCUGCCUUGGGCUGCCCAAUGGUGUCUUAAUCUUUCAGAUGGAUGUAUUUAUUAUUUAUUAUUACUAUGUAUUAUGAUGUGGUAAACUUUUGUUUCUCCUCUCAUGCAGAGUUUAUUGUGUGUGUUCAUUUUCUAAUGCUUGUCUGUUUUUCAAAGUAGGUGAACAACUCUAGGGUGUCAAAUGAACAUUCUACAAGAUUUGAUCAGAAUCUCCAUGGGACUGUACGUAAACAAAAUUAGCGCCUCAGGAUUCUUGAAAAGUAAUGUGGUUCACUUAGGGUUGCAAAGGGAGGGUACAGUACUGUGAAAAAGUUUUAGGCAGGUAAGCUAACAAGGUGAGGUUGCUGAACACAGUUUACUGUCAAAAGUCAUACACCAUGGCAAGACUGAGCACAGCAACAAGACACAAGGUAGUUAUACUGCAUCAGCAAGGUCUCUCCCAGGCAGAAAUGUCAAGGCAGACAGGGGUUUCCAGAUGUGAUGCCCAAGCUCUUUUGAAGAAGCACAAAGAAACGGACAAUGUUGAGGACCAUAGACGCAGUGGUUGGCCAAGGAAACUUACUGCAGCAGAUGAAAGACACAUCAUGCUUACUUCCCUUCGCAAUCGGAAGAUGUCCAGCAGUGCCAUCAGCUCAGAAUUGGCAGAAAACAGUGGGACCCUGGUAACACCCAUCUACUGUCUGGAGAAGUCUGGUCAGAAGUGGCCUUCAUGGAAGACGUGGGGCCAGGAAGCCACACCUCCGACGUGGAAACAAGGCCAAGCGACUCAACUAUGAACGAAAACACAGGAACUGGGGUGCAGAAAAAUGUCAGCAGGUGCUCUGGACUGAUGAGUCAAAAUUAGAAAUAUUUUGCUGUAGCAGAAGGCAGUUUGUUCACCGAAGGGCUGAGAGCGGUUCACGAAUGAGUGUCUGCAGGCAACAGUGAAGCAUGGUGGAGGUUCCUUGCAAGUUUGGGGCUGCAUUUCUGCAAAUGGAGUUGGGGAUUUGGUCAGAAUUAAUGGUCUCCUCAAUGCUGAGAAGUACAUGCAGACACUUAUCCAUCAUGCAAUACCAUCAGGGAGGCAUCUGAUUGGCCCCAAAUGUAUUCUGCAGCAUGACAACAACCCCAAACAUACAGCGAAAGUCAUUAAGAACGAUCUUCAGUGUAAAGAAGAACAAGGAGUCCUGGAAGUGAUGGUAUGACCCCCACAGAGCCCUGAUCUCAACAUCAUCGAGUCUGUCUGGGAUUACAUGAAGAGAGUAGCACCUGAGGCUGCCUAAGUCCACAGAAGAACUGUGGUUAAUUCUCCAAGAUGUUUGGGCCAACCUACCUGCUGAGCUCCUUCAAACUGUGUGCAAGUGUACCUAUAAGAAUUGAUGCUGUUUUGAAGGCAAAGGGUGGUCACACCAAAUAUUGAUUUGAUGUAGAUGUUUCUUCUG
Salvelinus sp. IW2-2015 is the source of this 3384-nucleotide messenger RNA. RefSeq names its product heparan-sulfate 6-O-sulfotransferase 3-B-like. Gene Ontology annotation, molecular function: heparan sulfate 6-sulfotransferase activity. The record is from RefSeq and is a predicted model, not a curated record. Lineage: Eukaryota; Metazoa; Chordata; Actinopteri; Salmoniformes; Salmonidae. Gene Ontology annotation, cellular component: membrane.